GGGCCUCCAGAAUCUGUACCCGAAGCCUUAUCGAUACGACAUGUUGAUGUUGUUGGAGAGAAGUCAAAGCAAAAAGACACUGAGAAGGACAUCGUCGUCGUUCUGCUUGAAUCACCAUAUGAUAGACGUGUUAAUAAUGUUUUCGUAGGUUUGUACAAUAGGUAGGUGUCUUUAUCGUGGUUGUCGUAAGUUAUGUAUGUAUAACUGGUUGUCAUUGGUACCAAAAUUAUGAGAAGUUGUCACGAAAAUUCGCGGUUCGCCAGCCCCAGCUUCACUUUAAACACACUUGACUUCAAACUUUAGACUUCGCUCAGACUUCUGCUGACAGGACAACAACUCAAUUUGAUGACAGGCAGUACAACAGAGAACAGAACAAUGCCAUAUUCCAUAUGAUUGUAUUCACAUAAUCACAUUCACCAUUUUGGAUCUCGGGGACAAUCAAUCGAAUUUGUUACUAUCACUCCAUUACUUGAUCUUUAUCCUCAAUCCGCUAUCAACAAACAAUGCGAUAGAUAGCAAAAUGGCAUCUUCUUCGCCCACCAAAGACGCUUUUCAAUUUCCGACAUUGGCCCCUCCAAAUCAUUCUUCACUCAAUCCACCAGCAUCUCCCCGCCGAGCUUUGCGAAGAUUACAGUCCGCGCACACUCUAGGUUCAUCAUUCAAUCAACCAUCCCUGAUCUCACAGCAACACAAGCAAGCUUUGCAAAAGAUCAUUCCGCCCGUGCCAAAAGAUGCGGCACAAUCUUCAACUACAACUCAUUCCAGAGCAAGAUCCAAUAGCGAUGUAACGAACAUAGUCCCAGUCCCAACUUCUUCGAUGAGGCGCCCUACAUCAAACAGAAAACUUACCGCGACAGAAAGUAUGUCGCUGGAUCGUCUACUUAGAGACGGCCCCCCCGAUGGAGAUAUAAUUGGAAGUUUGGAGAGUAUGAGAUUGAAGAUAUUGGAUCAAGGUGUUAAGAGUGAUAGCGAUGGAAUGUCCUCUUUGCGCAUUUACAUCUGGCUUAUAUUACUCAAUGCACCUACCCUUGAAACCGACGCAUAUCUAUCUCUAAUUCAUCGCGGCGCAUCUCCUGCAUAUUCCAAGAUUCGAAAUGAUACCUUUCGAACUCUAGCCACCGAUCCUCUUUUUCGACGUCGAGUUAGUGAAGCAAGCUUAAUCCGACUUUUAAAUGCAGUAGCAUGGAGAUUACACGAUGCGAAAGAGGCGCGAGCAGAGUACCGAAAUAUACAGAAUAGACAGAUUAUGGAGGCGGCUAUUCAAGGUUCUCCAGAACGAAAUCCAUCAUCGCCAAGUAUGAGGUCUAGAGCUCGUGCGCUGACUUUGACAACGGAAGGUUCUGAUGUCGGGGCUGGAGAACCGGGUACAUACGUUCAAGGAAUGAAUGUGCUCGCUGCACCAUUUCUCUACGCUGCUCGAAGUGAGUCUGAAGCAUUUGCUGCUUUUCAUCGCUUCAUAACAACCGAAGUUCCUGGUUAUGUGAGAGGCGCAAUGGAUGGUGUUCACAAGGGACUCGCAUUAGUGGAUAAAGUGCUAGCUAUUGUUGAUCCAAAAUUGAGUCUUUAUCUGAUUGGAAAGGGCAUGAGUGCAGAAAUUUAUGCUUUCCCUUCAGUACUCACUCUAUGCGCAUGUACCCCUCCGUUACCUGAGGUACUUCGUCUUUGGGAUUUCUUAUUUGCGUAUGGUGCUCAUCUCAAUAUUCUUUGUAUUGUGGCACAACUUGUUAUUCUCAGGCAUUCAAUAAUGAGUUCUCCCAGUCCUACGAAAAUCCUUAGAUCUUUCCCGCCUUUACAAGCGGAUACGAUUAAAGAAGUUACACUUACUAUCAUCAAGAAAAUUCCAGAUGAUGUUUAUGCGGAAAUUGUUUCGCAUGCUAAAUAGUUUAUUGACAUGCAUGGCUGGCGGGCGUUGCACCUUGGAUUGGAUGACAAAAGUGAAAGUUUGAGAUGAACUGAAUGGUUGCUAUACCUAUGUACGAAUGAUAUCAUGAUACAGUUUUGUUUGGAGAAGAAAAUGAUCAAUUGGUUAUAUUGGAUUGCAUGAGGUCGGGUUGGGGCUAAUUGGUCUGGGGAGGGUCUGGAUUGGAUGGAUGGGUAUGAAUAUGAAGAUUGAUAUGGAUAUGAAUUAAUGAUAUUAGGGGAAAGUAAUUUCUUUUUUUUUUCAAGUAUAAGCUUGAGUGUAAUAUAUUUAUCUGUAUACCUACCCCUGUUUGAAAUCUUUGUGGUUUGGUCGUCUUCGUUUUUCCAAAGUUUGGGUUCCUAUUCCUUGCGACUAUGAGAAUAUAUGUAUGGCAUAUGGUGUAUAGUUGAUUGUCUGCAUUAAUAAGGAUAUUUGUUCAAUGAAUA
Messenger RNA from Botrytis cinerea B05.10, 2346 nucleotides. RefSeq names its product Bcbub2 (gene Bcbub2). The record is from RefSeq and is a predicted model, not a curated record. The transcript is spliced from 3 exons. The coding region runs from base 521 to 1882 and encodes 453 amino acids. Gene Ontology annotation, molecular function: GTPase activator activity. Gene Ontology annotation, biological process: activation of GTPase activity; negative regulation of septation initiation signaling. Gene Ontology annotation, cellular component: mitotic spindle pole body. NCBI's taxonomy places the organism in Eukaryota, Fungi, Ascomycota, Leotiomycetes, Helotiales, Sclerotiniaceae.